This is a messenger RNA of Austrofundulus limnaeus, 2962 nucleotides long. RefSeq names its product inhibitory synaptic factor family member 2B (gene insyn2b). The record is from RefSeq and is a predicted model, not a curated record. The coding region runs from base 439 to 2241 and encodes 600 amino acids. The transcript is spliced from 4 exons. NCBI's taxonomy places the organism in Eukaryota, Metazoa, Chordata, Actinopteri, Cyprinodontiformes, Rivulidae.
GAGCGGUAAAGAGUCAGAGGAGAGCGCUGCUGAAGACUAAAGGACUACCAGACACAGGAGAGCCACGCCGAGGAGGGAGGAGAAGCAUCCAGACCAAAGAGGAAGAAAAAAACAGAAUGAACCAAAACCACCUAAAGGAGUCAUCAGCUGUGGGCAAAUGGUCUGAAACUGAGAAAAGCUUUGACAGUGAUGUCCAAUCAGAGGCUGCUAAACCAAUAAGGAAGUCAAUAAAGGAAGAGUUUAUUGGAUAUUGAGUUCCUGUCUACAGUUUACAUUCACCCUCUUUUAAUCUGUGGCCCAAACGUAUAGACUUAUUUAGAUAAAAGCUGGAACAUUUUAGUUUUUUCUUGAAUAUAAUCAUACUGAGGUUGGCUGAUGUCACCACUCGCCUCCAUCCCUUUCAGCUCCUCCGGGGGCUGAGCUGACUGGAAGGGGAGCAUGGGCAGAAGGGUGGCUGACCCAACCUAUCCAGUGCCAGCACUGGGAGUUCCACUGGCAGGGGGGCGAUGGGGCCCGCUCUGCAGCAUUGGGGUGCAGACAUCUCCCAGACUGCAAACUCUUUCCACCUUCAAACGGCAUGGCAGCCAACGGUCCAACACGCGUCAGCAACACGCCAUGGAUACAGACGAAACAAUGACAGCAGAGACCAGAGGAGUUAUCAGAAGUGACAGCAACAACCUGCCAGAGUCCAAAGAGACAUCUCAGAACGAGAUCAACAGCCUGACACAGGACGACAUGGGGUCGCAAGGGUCUGGUAGUGGAGUUUAUUGUCAAAUCAAAACCAUCCAAGCAAACCCCAAGGACACAAGAGAUAAAAGAACAGCUCGGUAUACAAAUGGCAGUGUGGUAGCCUCUGAUUUGGUAGGAGGGGUUUGCAGUGAGGCCACAGAAAGCAAGGAGCCGACCCAAGAGAAAAGAAGGGUCCAGUCUCUGCGAGGGGAAAAUCAUCGCUCUGUAUUAAAGACGGGGAGUGUUGGUACCACGGUACACGCCACGCCACCUCGACCCUGUCGUGUGAUGACAARUUCUCCACAUCGCCUUUGUGCAACAUGUGGGAGGAGACGAUCACAGGUAACACAGUGCACAGGUGCAUGUCGCAGGAGGGCAGUCAAUCAAAUCACAGCAAGUCAGACUUUACCUAAUCCGCCACGGAAAACAUCUGCUGCUCCCGCCCAGUCAAGGAAAGCCUCUGCUGUUCUGAACUCCCAGUCCUGCAUCAAAAGCACCGACAGAGGCACGCCACAGCAGCACACAUCAGUAAAAACUGCUCAAAUGCCACAGUUGUCACACACUAUGCCAAAAACAAACACAACACACUCUCAGAACAAAUCAAAAGAUACAAAGCAGCAAACAAGGCCACGUUCAGCAGAAUUUCCCUAUUUCAGGGACUCAGCCACGCAAACAACAGAAACACAUGCAGACAACACAGCCAGCACAGAUACACAUUACAAACAAAACACAGAGACAGUCAAACAUGUACCCGACAAACACGCUCACGAUCAGGCUCAAGUCCAGAAAACUGACGAGCAAGCUCAUCAACAUACAUCCAUCCACAUCAUUUCCAGGCCCCAAACUCCUUCUUGUCACUGUGACUCCAAGUCCAGCAGCAUCCCAUCUGUUCCACCCAAAAAUACACCUAAAGCAACUCAUUCUAAGCCGGCCACACCUACAGCAAACCAAASCAAAAACGAGGAGACCACAAAUUCAUCCAAACAAUCCUCAGAACAGGUCAACGUUAAGGACUGCAYGAAACAGAAGAGCAAACCAUUUGACGACCAUACUCUGCCUUGUAAGACUCAUUCAAAAGCACAAUGUAACGGAGCUCCGGGAGGACUUUUAGAUGGGCACGUGGUGAACAUGCCAUGUGGGCUGGAGAGUCAGCUACAGAGUGUGGAGGAGAACCUCCUGUCCAAUCAGGAGAAGAUCAAGGUGCUUCUCAAUGUUAUUCAAGACCUGGAGAAGAGCAAGGCUUUCAGCGAAGGUCGCAGCUCAUACAGAACUGGUCAAGACAUAAACAACUGUCCCACCUGCCAGAAGACAGCCUGCAUCAUUUACAGUGUGGAGCAUGAUUUUCGGCAGCAGGAGGGACGCUUCCAGGGGGUGAUGGAAGCCCUUGAUGGGGAAUACGAUGUGCCUGCACCAACUCUGACCAAGCCCAUGACGGCUCCUUCUUCCUGCAGUCGUCCCAGCACCAAAGCACGUGUCAAGAAAUUGCGUAAAAAAUGUUUCUGGUGGCUUUAAAAAGACAAAAAUAAAUUUAAAAAGCCACAACCACCACACUGGAUCCACAGAUGCAUAAAAACAUGGAUUAUAAUGAAUCUGAAAUGUUCUACUGUAGAAAAAAAUCAACGCUGACCAGGAUAAGGACAAAGAUAUUGGACAAAAGAAUUGAAAGAGGRCCAAAGAAGUUGCUGAAAUUUCUUUUCAGAUUCAGAAGAACCUGUUUCAUUACAAAAGAAAGACUUUUUCAGCUACUUUGUUCACUAACUUGGAACUGAAAGUAAAUAUGCUGCUUUUUUGUUUUUAUAGACCAAAUCUGUAGCAGAUGAAUGGAAAAGAACUGCGACUUCAGGUUUAUUGCUCAUCACUUUGGGAAGUGUCUGUUUGAAUAGAUGGACUCAACUUGAUGCAGAAUUUUUACAAUGACUUUGGCAAAGUUACAGCAAUAAGCAGGGGGCUUGUGAUGAUUUACAAAGUCCAGUGACGUUUGUUGUUCAGAGUACUACUGUGUGUCUGCUGCCAAAAUGUGAACGUAGCAACAACUGAAGCUCCAGAGGCUUCUUGGAGAAAACAAGCAGAUGACCUGUCUGAAAACACAGUGAUCGCUCGGUGUACCAACAGCAUUUUGAUGCACAAAAGUGGAGAAAUGUAUUAAAAAUACUCUAUAAAACAAUGUGAUUGACAGCUGAUCAAAGACUCACUGUCUCUGUUAGAUAAUUAAAAAACUGUCAACUUUGGCUGA